AUGCGCACUUUUGCCAAGGUUGCCAGGUCAUCUUGGGGCCUUAGUAGUCUGGCUAUGGGAAUGAUAUAUGAUAGCAUUUUUCUACCCGUUCUCACUUAUGGCUGUGGCAUUUGGGGCUCUGCCGCAGUUAAGGUACAUCAAAAACGCAAAUUGAUCUUGGCACAACGUAGAGCUUUGUUGAUGAUAACAAAAGCAUACAGAACAACAGCUAAUGCUAGUUUGCAAGUGUUUGCUCGCAAGCCGCCUAUUGAUAAAUAUAUUAACUACUUACAAAAAAUUUGGAAAGUCAAAUGUGGUAAUCAUCUUACCUCUAUGUCAAACUCCUUCACUGAGGAAAGCUGGGAGAAAAAUACUUUUUAUAAAGACACUUUUAGCCCUUACACUAACAUUAGAUUUAUCGAAGCUUCUACUAGUUGUGCCAUUAAAAUUUUUACCGAUGGUUCGAAGUGUGACUGUCAUGUUGGUGCCAGUUUCGUUGCUUUUCGCAACAAUAUUGAAAUUUACUAUAAUGUUUUUAAACUUGGUCCACUUUGUAGCAUUUUUCAAGCAGAGUUAUAUGCUAUUUUACAGGCAAUCGAGUGGUGUGAACGGGCUCUCAAUAAUGCCAAAAUUGCAAUCAUUACCGAUUCACUAUCUUCUCUCUCUACGAUUCGGAGGAAGUCUGUUCAUCCUCUGGUCUUUAGUAUUCAAAGACUGUUGAUUGAGUCUGAUAAUGAGUAUUAUUUUAAUUGGACGAGAUCACAUUGUAAUGACUACGGCAAUGAUCGGGCGGAUCAACUUGCUAAAAUGGCGGCUGCUGACCAGAACAUCUCUAUCAGUUACAAUAUGAUUUCAAUAAAAAUGCUGAAAGAGGUCCUUUGGAACGAUUUGCUUGUUGAGUGGCAGCAUAGUUGGGAUGCCAACACUUCAGUUACGAAACAGUUUUUUUCUGAUAUAUUGAAAUUUUUGAAGAACACUUGGAUUGAAGUUACUCAUCAUUCUAUACAGUUUUACACUGGUCAUGGUUGUUUUAAUUCAUAUCUUGCUUGCUUUACCUUGCAUAAUAACAGUCUAUGUCCUGUUUGCAACACCAUUGACAGUAGUUUCCAUUAUAUUUUUGAAUGCCCCAUAACUGAGAUUGAAAGAUAUCAGUUAUGCACUUUUCUAACCAGUAAAAAUUGUUCUUGGCUGUGUGAUGCUCAAGACCUUACUUCGGAUAAGGAAACUUACAAUUUACUUGUUUAG
This is a messenger RNA of Centruroides sculpturatus (bark scorpion), 1224 nucleotides long. RefSeq lists its product as uncharacterized. The coding region runs from base 1 to 1224 and encodes 407 amino acids. Gene Ontology annotation, molecular function: RNA-DNA hybrid ribonuclease activity; nucleic acid binding. NCBI's taxonomy places the organism in Eukaryota, Metazoa, Arthropoda, Arachnida, Scorpiones, Buthidae. The record is from RefSeq and is a predicted model, not a curated record. Gene Ontology annotation, biological process: DNA replication, removal of RNA primer. The transcript has a single exon.